CGAGAUAAGACUUUUAAAUGUUCAAAGCUUUUUGAAAAAAGUACUUGUUCUUGUCUGAGCUGAAAAGAAAUUCCAGCCGAAUGAAGACCAAAAAGGAAUUAGAGGAGAUGCCAGAAGUUACAGUGAAUCGUUAUGCAGAAGAGGCCCCAUCCACUGGGAGGUCUAAGAAUGGAUAUGUUUUCCAGGAGAUGGAGCUAAAGGAUGGAGAGAAGGAGGAUUUGGAGCAGGACCUACCUACCAGUUUCGAAGACAUAUAUGAAAAUGACACUGAAGGUCCUGGAUAUGGGCUUUUAAACACAACCAGAAAAUAUGUGAAGCCCAUGAAUUUUCAAGAAGAAGUGCGUGCCCACAGAGACCUGGAUAGCUUCCUUUCUCAGGCAAGCAUCCUUUUGGAUGAAAAAGGUUCCACUCUGGAUGAGGUUCUUAGGCGAAUGAUUGCUCACAUGGUGGAGGACGGCCAUGGCAGCUGUAACGUAGAAGAGGUGAUGAACUCUUUAUUCACAGAUGCAGGAGGGAGAGAUAUAAAUGUUCAUCUUCUGUCAGAGACAAUUCAGGGUGUGACUACUACCGCAACCGGUAUUCAUUACCAGCAAUCCUGGCUUUGUAUUCUGUCCAAUGUGAGAAACCUGCAGAGACGUCAAGUCUGCAUCACCCGUUUGGAGAGGCCCCAAAACUGGGGAGUCAACUGUUGUGAGGCUCGUUAUGUAAUCCUAAUCCUUGCUCCACCUAGAAUGAAAAGCACCAAAACAGCCGUUGAACUAGGUAGAACAUUUGCCACCAUGUUCUCCGACAUUGCCUUCAGACAAAAGCUUCUGGAGACAAAAACUCAGGAAGAGUUUAAAGAGGAGCUGAUCUCUCAGCGACACCAGCUCUCUGUAAUCAGUGAGAAGACGGCCAUAGAGGAAGUAGAUGAGUCGGACCCACGGAAAGGAAAAGCUCUCCAGUGCAAAGAUUUCUUCAAAGCUGGUAAAGGGGUUUACGAUGACCUCCGCCGGAGACUGCCUCUUUAUCCUUCAGACUUCACAGACGGUCUAACAGGAAAAGAUCGCUGUUUACUGAAGUAUACGACCACUGCUAUUUUCCUCUACAUUGCAAUUCUCCUCCCUGCAAUUGCCUUUGGCUCUCUGAAUGAUGAAAGCACAAGAGGGGAAAUUGAUGUCCAGAAGACCAUUGUUGGCCAGAGCAUUGGAGGAGUGAUAUACUCUCUGUUUGCUGGUUCACCUCUGGUCAUUCCUCUGACCACUGCACCUUUGGCCAUUUUCAUCAGUGUUAUCAGAGGUAUCUGUGAUGACUACAACCUCGACUUUGAUGCUUUCUAUGCUUGCAUCGGUUUAUGGAACAGCUUCUUCCUUAUCCUCGGGGGCUUAUUCAAUGUCAGCUUAAUGAUGAAACUCUUCAAACGUUCAACUGAAGAGGUCAUUGCAUUGUUCAUCUCCAUAGCUUUUGUUGGGGACGCAGUGAAAGGCACUGUCAAAAUUUUUGAACACUACUUCCAUGGGCCAACACUGGCAACCACAAACAGCACAGUGGUGAGUCAGCAGUUUGAUGAAAUUCUGAAAGACAUUGAGAACAUAACAGCAACUGCGCCAAAGCAUGGAACUGGGAGGAACAUGUCACUUUUUGGACAUCAAGAAGAGGAAGUUUUAUACUAUCUGCCAGAGACCCUGGUGCAUUGCACAAGAGAAAGGCCCAUUCUUUGUCUGCUGCUCAUGUUGGGGACUCUGUGGCUGGGUUACACACUCUACCUCAUCAAGAAGAGCCCAUUUCUGAAUUGCAAAAUCAGAGAAGUGGUGUCUGACUGUGCUUUGCCUAUCUCCGUGCUGAUAUUCUCCUUCAUUGGCUCCUAUCUUUUCAUUGACAUACAGCUUCCUGUAUUCAGCGUCCAUGAUGGUCCAAUCUUCAAGUACCCUGCAUUUGAACACCUGUCAGGAAUGGCAGCACUUAGUGCUGUUGGACUAGGUUUCCUGCUUGCACUGCUAAUCUUUAUAGACCAGAACAUUGUCAUCUCUCUUACACAUGUACCGGAACACAAGUUGUUAAAAGGCACAGCGUUCCACUGGGACUUAAUGCUGACUGGCUUCAUCAACAUCCUCAUGUCCUGUCUGGGGUUGCCAUGGAUGCACGCUGCCUUUCCUCAUUCUUCCCUACAUGCCCGUCAGCUUGCCAAAGUGGAACAGCAUGUAGAGAAUGGACACGUCUACACAACGAUCGUCAGUGUCAAAGAGACACGUCUCACCUCACUAGCAGCAAAUAUCCUGAUCGGCCUAUCUGCAUUCAUGCUACCCAUUCCUCUCCAGUGGAUUCCCAAGCCUGUCCUCUAUGGUCUUUUCCUUUACAUUGCAGCCACUUCACUUGAUGGAAAUCAGAUGGUGGACCGAAUGACCUUGCUGCUGAAAGAGCAGACAUCUUAUCCUCCGACUCACUACAUACGACGUGUGCCUCAGAGAAAAGUACACUUCUUCACAGCCCUGCAGAUGGUUCAGCUGAUCAUCUUGUGUGCUUUUGGGAUGUAUCCUCUCCCCUACAUGAAGAUGGUGUUUCCUCUACUGAUGAUCUUACUGGUCCCUGUCAGGACCAGCUUGCUUCCCAGAGUGAUUGAUGCCAAGUAUCUCGACAUCAUGGAUUCCCAGUACAUGUAAAAAGACUGGAUAAGCUAGUGAAAGGGAAGAGACUAAAAAUGUACCUAUUUGUAACCAAAACACGUCCAUGUGAUUUCAUCUGAAACAUUUGGUGGUGAUAGGGUUUGCACUUCUAAUUUUCAUAUGGUUUUCCUUAGAAUCCACUAUAACUGUAACUGGCUUCAAUCUUAAACAUCUCUGCAAUAUGAUUGAACUCUUAGAGCUAGAAAGAAAACAACAUAUAUACAAUACCAACAGAUAAAUCUACAUGGAAAUCUACAUGAAGCAAAAUAUGUGUUUAUCAUUUCUUUGAUGAAUAAAAUGCUGAUUAUUUGUUUAUAUGGAGAGACACCUCUGUUUGAAAUCCCUUGCUGAUGAGGUUUAAGAAUUAUCAAUUCUCCAAAGCAAAUAUUUAUUGUACUUUUUAGCUGUGAAACCAUUCAUUCUGGUGUGUCACCUAAUUUAUUGUCUUAUCUACUUGUCAUCUCCUACACAUGGGAACUGUGUUGUCCUUGCUGUGUUGUAUUCCAAAGCUGCUUUACUUUAACAUAUUGUGGUCAAAUAAAAUAUAUUUCAAUGGAAAGUGUUUAACAAAACUGAUUUAUAGUUUUCCUACAGAAAACAAUUUGCCAAAAACUCAAUUUGAGUCUGAGACCGCUCACAGAACUAUCCCACAUGCCAUCAAUAGAUGGCAGUGGAGCUUUACACCUCUGCUAAGAUUCAGUCCUAAUCUGUGUACUCUCUAUUUUAUCCCAAAGAAAUAAAAUGAUAGAUCACGUCAGCCAUCAUCUUGUAAAAGAAAUGGUGAUAAUGAAGUCCUGACCACACAGUUAUUGAGCAUGAAUGGUUUCAAAGGUCACCAGGUUUAUAUGAUCAGACAUCUAAUUUGUUUCAUAUGUUUGUUUUCCUGCAGCGUCACUUUUUUAAUCCAACACCUGCUUUACUUGUUUAUUUUAAUCAAAACUUUCAUUAAUACUUCAAUAUUCUCCUAAUAUCAACUCUUUUCUGCUUCAGCAGUCUCUACUCAGCACUUAGCAUAUAUAUAAAUACUUACAGGAGAAAAUUCUCACUGCUGGAAACUUACUUUUGACUCAAAGCACCUUGAAAACUGAACAAUAAUAAAACUGUAAAAUAAUAAA
This is a messenger RNA of Cyprinodon variegatus (sheepshead minnow), 3757 nucleotides long. RefSeq names its product sodium bicarbonate transporter-like protein 11. The record is from RefSeq and is a predicted model, not a curated record. Gene Ontology annotation, cellular component: plasma membrane; basolateral plasma membrane. The transcript is spliced from 20 exons. NCBI's taxonomy places the organism in Eukaryota, Metazoa, Chordata, Actinopteri, Cyprinodontiformes, Cyprinodontidae. Gene Ontology annotation, molecular function: solute:inorganic anion antiporter activity. Gene Ontology annotation, biological process: monoatomic anion transport; monoatomic ion homeostasis; transmembrane transport. The coding region runs from base 81 to 2639 and encodes 852 amino acids.